AUGGCUGAACCAAUUCCAACAUCUGAGGUUGAUUUAGAGUCAAAUGAAUCUGAAGUAGCUUUAUCUACUACACUAAUGGUUGAACCAAAAAUGGGACCAUGUCAACCACUUCCAACAGAACUUCCUGGCGGUAAAUAUCCAGUUAUAAAUGGUCAUCGAUUUUCACCAAAAUUGUAUCAUAGAAUAUUACCUUAUGGGACUGUAACAAGACGGAAUUGGUUAUCAUAUUCUAAGUCAACUGAACGUUUGUAUUGUAUUGAAUGUAUACUUUUUCCUGGAAAGGGUAAAAAUGCUCCUAAUAAAGCUUGGGUUAUUGAUGGUUAUAAAAAUUGGAGUACUUGUACUAACAAAAUAGAAAAUCAUGAAAAAACUUCAGCACAUAUUUACUCUUCACUCACACUUAAAAUUCGACAAUCAUCCUUACCAUUGGUACCAUCUAUAGCUACUAAAAAAAAUGAAGAAGUUUUCAUGAAUAGAGAAAUGAUCAAAGAGCUGAUUGACAUAACACUAUUUUUAGGAAGACACAAUAUGGCUUUUAGAGGGCAUAGGGAAAACUGGCAAAAUAACAUGUAUGGCAAUUUCAAAGAUUUAUGUUCUUUAAUAUCAAAAUUUUCCCCUGCAAUGGCAACUUAUUUCAGUUAUCAAAAGCAAAAAUAUAAAAUUAAUCAACGUUCUCAAUACUCAUUUACUUCAUGGCGCCGACAGAAUGCGUUGAUUGAUAUAGUGUCAAAUUAUAUAAAAUCAAGAUUAAACUAA
Metopolophium dirhodum (rose-grain aphid) is the source of this 756-nucleotide messenger RNA. RefSeq lists its product as uncharacterized. NCBI's taxonomy places the organism in Eukaryota, Metazoa, Arthropoda, Insecta, Hemiptera, Aphididae. The record is from RefSeq and is a predicted model, not a curated record. The coding region runs from base 1 to 756 and encodes 251 amino acids. The transcript is spliced from 4 exons.